This is a messenger RNA of Cygnus atratus (black swan), 1713 nucleotides long. RefSeq names its product WAP, follistatin/kazal, immunoglobulin, kunitz and netrin domain containing 2 (gene WFIKKN2). The transcript has 2 exons. Gene Ontology annotation, molecular function: receptor antagonist activity; transforming growth factor beta binding; serine-type endopeptidase inhibitor activity. Gene Ontology annotation, cellular component: extracellular region. Bases 1 to 1713 code for a protein of 570 amino acids. Gene Ontology annotation, biological process: negative regulation of transforming growth factor beta receptor signaling pathway. The record is from RefSeq and is a predicted model, not a curated record. Lineage: Eukaryota; Metazoa; Chordata; Aves; Anseriformes; Anatidae.
AUGUUGUUGGCGCUGUUCACUCGGUGGAUGUGGAUCUUGCUGGGGAAGAGCAGUGUUCUGUUGCUUCUGGAGGUCUCUCUGCAAGGGAGAGCUUUACCUCCCAUACGGUAUUCACACGCGGGGAUAUGCCCAAAUGACAUGAACCCCAACCUGUGGGUAGAUGCACAGAGCACUUGCAAGAGGGAAUGCGAAGCUGACCUGGAAUGCGAGACCUUUGAGAAGUGCUGUCCCAAUGUCUGUGGGACAAAGAGCUGUGUGGCGGCUCGGUACAUGGAUGUCAAGGGGAAGAAAGGGCCGGUGGGAAUGCCCAAAGAGGCAACCUGCGACCGUUUCAUGUGCAUCCAGCAAGGCUCAGAGUGCGACAUCUGGGACGGGCAGCCCGUGUGCAAGUGCAAGGACAGGUGUGAGAAGGAGCCGAGCUUCACCUGUGCCUCCGACGGGCUCACCUACUACAACAAGUGCUACAUGGAUGCAGAAGCUUGCAUCAAGGGCAUCACAUUGAACGUAGUCACCUGUCGAUACCACCUUACCUGGCCGAACACCAGCCCUAUCCCCCCAGAAACAACAGCUCGCCCUACUACCGCCUAUUCCGAGACAACUAUCAUCGAUAUCCUGCCGCCGGCUCUCGUGAACAACCCCGUCCAUCAGUCAGUCUAUGUGGGAGAGACCGUCAGCUUCCUCUGCGACGUUACAGGGAGGCCCAAGCCAGAAAUCACAUGGGAGAAGCAGGUCGAUGGGAAAGAAAAAGUCAUUAUGAAGCCAAAUCACGUCAGAGGGAAUGUUGUGGUCACCAACAUUGCCCAGCUGGUCAUCUACAACACCCAGCUUCAAGAUGCAGGCAUCUAUACCUGCACGGCCAAAAACAGCGGUGGCCUUCUCAGGGCUGAUUUCCCUUUGUCAGUCAUCAAAGGAGAACCCACAUCCAAAGAAGCUUCUCAGAACAAAACACACUUUCCAACUGAUGAGUGCCUGAAGCAACCAGACAGUGAAGACUGUGGAGAAGAGCAGACCAGGUGGUACUAUGAUGCAAAGAAAAACAACUGCUUUACUUUCAUUUACGGGAACUGUAACAGCAACCUCAACCACUUUGAGACCUAUGAGAACUGUAUGUUAACGUGCAUGAACGGCCCAAUCAACAUUUGCAAUCUGCCAGCCCUCCAAGGCCACUGCAAAGCCUAUGAGCCCAGGUGGGCCUAUAACAGCCUGACAAAGCAGUGCCAGUCUUUCAUUUACGGCGGGUGCGGAGGUAACGAGAACAACUUUGAGAGCCGGGAGGCAUGUGAAGAGAUGUGCCCUUUCCCGAAGAACACGCACUGCAAAGCUUGCAAGCCACGCCAGAAGCUGGUGACCAGCUUCUGCAAAAGCGACUUUGUUAUCCUGGGCCGCAUAACAGAACUGACCGAAGAUCAAGACUCAGGACAUGCCCUGGUGACAGUGGAGGAGAUUCUCAAAGAUGAAAAAAUGGGAUUAAAAUUCCUGGGGAAGGAACCACUAGAAAUCACGCUUUUGAACAUGGACUGGAGCUGCCCAUGUCCCAACAUGACCACAGUGGAUGGCCAGCUCAUCAUCAUGGGAGAUGUCCACAAUGGCAUGGCUGUCCUACAGCCAGACAGCUUUGUGGGGACCUCCAGCAUCCGGCGUGUACGGAAACUCCGCGAAGUCAUCCACAAGAAAACCUGUGAGCUUUUGAAAGAGUUCUUAGGAUUACAUUAA